AUGGUGUGCUUUAAAUUUAUUAAUAUAGCAGUUCCUGGGACGAUUGAUGAACGAGCCAUCAACACGAAGAGAGUACUUAACCUGUGGGAGAGAAAUGAGAAUCAUACGCUCUGUCUCAAGUCUGCUAGAGCUGUUGGCUGCAGCGUGGUUAAUAUUGGGACACGUGACUUGGAUGAAGGACGGCCUCAUCUUGUGCUUGGAUUGAUCUCACAACUCAUAAAGAUUCAGCUCCUCACUGAUCUUAGUUUGAAGAAGAUGCCUCAGCUUAUUGAGUUGGUCGAGGACAGCGACGAUAUAGAAGAAUUUAUGAGAUUACCCAAGAGAUAGUCUUACUCAAAUAGUUGAACUUCCAUGUUAAGAAAGGUGGCUACAAGAAAACCGUU
Messenger RNA from Brassica oleracea var. oleracea, 383 nucleotides. RefSeq names its product fimbrin-3-like. The transcript has 5 exons. The coding region runs from base 1 to 327 and encodes 108 amino acids. Gene Ontology annotation, biological process: actin filament network formation; actin filament bundle assembly. Lineage: Eukaryota; Viridiplantae; Streptophyta; Magnoliopsida; Brassicales; Brassicaceae. Gene Ontology annotation, cellular component: actin filament; actin filament bundle; cytoplasm. Gene Ontology annotation, molecular function: actin filament binding. The record is from RefSeq and is a predicted model, not a curated record.